AUGCACAUGUCCACACAUAGACUCACCAAAGUCUCUGCUGUGCAUCAGAGUGAGAGUGUCGGCAGAGGAGCAGACACUCAGGGGAGGAAGGCCCCUGGGCGCUCGGGGAGUCGAUCCAGCAACAUCUCCAAGGCCAGCAACUCAACAGCAGGACUUACUACAGCUUCAAGAACAUCAAUCACCCCGUCUUCUCAGGACAUAUGCAGAAUCUGCCACUGUGAGGGGGAUGACGAGUGCCCGUUGAUAAUGCCUUGUCGCUGCACAGGGAGCCUGAGUUUCGUCCACCAGGGCUGUCUCAACCAGUGGAUCAAAUCUUCAGACACUCGCUGCUGUGAACUCUGCAAGUUUGACUUUGUGAUGGAGACGAAGCUCAAACCUUUACGCAUGUGGGAGAGGCUACAGAUGACGAAGAACGAGAGGAGGAAGAUCUUCUGUUCAGUGUUGUUUCACCUGAUAGCAAUAGUGUGUAUGUUGUGGUCAGUCUACAUUCUGGUCAAGAGAACCAUGGAAGAGAUCAGACUUGGGAAGAACGGUGUGCUGGAGUGGCCCUUCUGGACCAAGCUGAUUGUGGUGGCCAUCGGCUUCACAGGCGGCCUCAUCUUCAUGUACAUCCAGUGUAAAGUCUACCUGCAGCUGUGGCGCCGCCUCAAGGCCUUCAACCGCAUCAUCACCGUGCAGAACUGCCCCGAGAAAGGCCUGCACAACUGCCAGGCCCGGCCAAGCGCACUGGCCAACGGUACCCACGAAACUGUGGAGGUUCCGGUCAGCCCGGCCCCCGUCGCGGCUCCAGAGCCACAGAUGGAUUCAGACAUGUCAGUGGAGGACGCGGUGGCGCCGGCCCAAAACCCCGUCUGACUGAUUCUCCUCCCACUCCAGAGUCCUGACUCACACCCUGCUCAUCCGACAACACGAGUUGGUGUGAGAGCGGUGUGAUUUAGAGCCGUACAGUGUUGUAGUGUUCAGCUCCUGUGAUUGCUGAAUCUUGAGACGCACACAAAGGAUGGAUUUUAAAGUCCUUCAGUGAUCAAGGAAAACUGAAAGGCUGAAGGGCUGCAAGUGAAUGUGCAAAGGAAGAAUGUGACAAUGGAGAAAAGAGGAAGUGAGAAGAUGUGAAGGGACAGGAAAACAAAGCCAUCAGCAGGAGAAGUUUGUAAAGACUGUAGUUAUGUGAUAUAUUGAGUUUUAUUCCUGUAUGCACUUUCUCAAACUGCACUGACACGAGUUAAAGGUGUGAAAACCCUGUGGAUGCUAUUACAGGUCUCAGUAUGCUUCAAACAACCUUCAGACGAGGUUCAAAAGCAUUCAUAGAUAUAAAUGUGGUGUCACAGAGACGAUAAAUGAAAAUAAUGUUGCACGCUUUUGUAAAGUCCCUCCUCACAGGCGUUUAUGGCGUUCAGUUGUACACACAGGACGAGAUAAAGUUAGUAGUAAUGUGAAGGAUGGAUAAAAGAGCUUGGGGAAAGAAGUUACCUGAAGUGGUUAAAGGCUCAUGUGAAAGUGGGUUUCAGAUGCUAUUACCACCAAAUUCCACCGGGCACGGGCAUGACAUGUUGUAGCUGCGCCGUGGUGGAGCUGAUCACACCCGUUGUAGACAAUCCUCGUGAUUCCACCAGAAGCGUCUCUCCGCAGAGAAUACAGUGUCGGUCUGUUUUUGACAGCUCAAGCAGCACCGAGCAGAUCACAGACACAGAAACAUCAUAGGGAAUCUGGUAAGUUUUCAAAAUAAAAUACCCUGUGCAGAAUGUGGAUUUAAUUUCAAGCUACAGCGACAUUGUGGCACCAGAAGUCAAUCAGUCAGAGAAGAUUUAACAAUGAGAAGUUCAUCCUGGAAAUGGAAAAACACACCGAUUUGUAUCAUUUUUAAAGGACAAAAUACAACAACAGCGGAGAGACGAGACGCUCUGCUUCUGACACGCGUGGAUCAAGGACCCGAACCACGUCACAGACGCGACGCCAUAAAGCCGCGUCCGGUGGAAUUUCAGAGUUUAGACAAUCCAACAAGCACUUUGUUUGAAGCAUAC
Morone saxatilis (striped sea-bass) is the source of this 2021-nucleotide messenger RNA. RefSeq names its product membrane-associated ring finger (C3HC4) 1 (gene marchf1). NCBI's taxonomy places the organism in Eukaryota, Metazoa, Chordata, Actinopteri, Moronidae. Gene Ontology annotation, molecular function: ubiquitin protein ligase activity; MHC protein binding; zinc ion binding. Gene Ontology annotation, biological process: antigen processing and presentation of peptide antigen via MHC class II; protein polyubiquitination; immune response. The record is from RefSeq and is a predicted model, not a curated record. Gene Ontology annotation, cellular component: early endosome membrane; cytoplasm; late endosome membrane.